CUCGUCUUCAGGGAUUCCCUCUCUCUCUCUCUUAUCCCCUCUCUCCAUCUCUUUUAAUUACUAUUUUUUCCCUCCCUCGCAUUUCCUUUCCUUGCUUCUGUGUCGUCUUCGCCGUUGUCCUCUCUCUCUCUCUCUCACUCUCUCUCUCUCUCUCGGUGAAGAAGGAGAUGUCUUUGAAGCUGCAGAUUUCGGGAGAAAUCGGCCGGUCUUCGUUUCUCGAAUCUCUCCAUGGUAUCUCCUUCCAUGACUCGAUUAAGGGGAUCUCCGUAAGGGCGGCUAACGGAGGCGUUAGUUUCAAAAGAAGGGAGAACAAUUUUAAAACCAGAAGGGUUUAUUGCUCAGCGCAGGCACCACCACCUGCCUGGCCUGGAAGAGCUGUUGCAGAGCAGUGGCAGAAAAAAUGGAGUGGCCCCAAGCCCAUCUCCAUUGUUGGCUCUACUGGUUCAAUUGGUACUCAGACACUGGACAUAGUUGCAGAGAACCCUGAUAAGUUUGAGGUUGUUGCUUUGGCAGCUGGUUCAAAUGUUACUCUUCUGGCUGACCAGGUGAAAACAUUUAAACCUAAAUUGGUUGCUAUCAGAAAUGAAUCUCUACGUGAUGAACUUAAAGAGGCAUUAGCUAACUGUGAGCAUAAACCAGAGAUAAUUCCUGGAGAGGAGGGCAUCAUAGAGGUUGCUCGUCAUCCAGAUGCCGUUACUGUAGUUACUGGGAUAGUAGGCUGCGCAGGUUUAAAGCCCACUGUAGCUGCAAUAGAAGCAGGAAAGGACAUAGCACUGGCAAAUAAAGAGACACUUAUUGCAGGAGGGCCAUUUGUUCUGCCUCUUGCUCAUAAACAUCAAGUUAAAAUACUCCCUGCAGACUCUGAACACUCUGCAAUAUUCCAGUGCAUUCAGGGAUUGCCAGAAAAUGCACUUCGCCGCAUUAUUUUGACAGCUUCUGGAGGUGCUUUCCGAGAUUGGCCUGUUGAAAGAUUGAAAGAAGUGAAAGUUGCAGACGCUUUAAAGCAUCCUAACUGGAGCAUGGGAAAGAAAAUAACAGUUGACUCUGCUACUUUGUUCAACAAGGGGCUUGAAGUUAUUGAAGCACACUACCUUUUUGGAGCUGAGUAUGAUAACAUUGAAAUUGUAAUUCAUCCACAGUCAAUUAUACACUCAAUGAUUGAAACACAGGAUUCUUCAGUACUAGGCCAAUUAGGAUGGCCAGAUAUGCGCCUGCCUAUCCUUUACACUUUAUCAUGGCCAGACAGAAUAUAUUGCUCAGAGAUCACCUGGCCUCGUCUUGAUCUUUGCAAAUUGGGUUCACUGACUUUUAAAGCUCCAGAUAAUGUGAAAUAUCCUUCAAUGGAUCUUGCCUAUGCUGCCGGUCGUGCUGGAGGCACAAUGACUGGUGUUCUCAGUGCUGCAAAUGAGAAGGCAGUUGAGAUGUUUAUUGAUGAAAGAAUUAGUUACUUGGACAUCUUCAAGGUUGUAGAAAAGACAUGCGAUAAGCACCAGCAGGAGUUGGUGGAGUCUCCUUCCUUGGAGGAGAUCAUACAUUAUGACUUAUGGGCCAGAGACUAUGCGGCUGGUCUGCAAGGUGUGAGUCCUGUUGUUGCUGCAUAAGAACCAUUUCACCGGCAGCGUUAUCCUAAUAGGAGGGUGAAAGCUUGCCUGCUGACCUCCCUGCAUGCCAUCUUCCCACCUCAAUGGGCGAUGGCCCCUUAGCUUGUGGUCCGCUCAAUUCUGUUCUGUAACAAGGAAACAUUAAAAGUUGUAAUCCAUCAUGUUGGUUUA
This is a messenger RNA of Nymphaea colorata (pocket water lily), 1772 nucleotides long. RefSeq names its product 1-deoxy-D-xylulose 5-phosphate reductoisomerase, chloroplastic. The transcript is spliced from 12 exons. The coding region runs from base 168 to 1601 and encodes 477 amino acids. The record is from RefSeq and is a predicted model, not a curated record. Gene Ontology annotation, biological process: isoprenoid biosynthetic process. Lineage: Eukaryota; Viridiplantae; Streptophyta; Magnoliopsida; Nymphaeales; Nymphaeaceae. Gene Ontology annotation, molecular function: manganese ion binding; protein binding; 1-deoxy-D-xylulose-5-phosphate reductoisomerase activity.